CGGCCUUUCAUUCUGGACUCAAAAGGCAUCAAGAAAGGUCGUGUGUUGUUGACUUCUACUGCCUCCGGGAUUCUGCUGGGAGAAGCACCAGAAGGACUCUUGAGUAGAGGGCCUAAGCGAAAAGGUCUACUCUGAUGCGCUAGGCGUUUGUAGCUCAGAUAAGAGACUACUAUCUCUGAUAGUACCAGUACUCUUCGACCGCCUCCGAGUCCCUGGCACUAGUAGAUUUUCAAUCUGUCUCUAGGCUGAGUUGACUUGACUAUCAUCCCAUCCCGCCCCUCCACCUCUUUGUCUCCUCCUCUCUCUUCCCCAAAUAAUCUUUUCAGCCUUUCCCUCUGCCUUGCACAAGUUUGCAGGUUUCCGGACUUGCAAAGUUUCGUAUCCCAUUCCUCAAUUCUCUUCAUUCCUUUACUCUCUGGGUUGCCAUCUUGCAACCAAAACCACCUUCGCAAUGGGCGACAUAAUGGAGAUUGACAGCCCUCUGCCUUUGACAGGCAGAAAGAGGAGUUUUGACGGCCAGCUUCCUGCAUACAAGAGACUGGUAAGUCUGAAAAUUUUCGGGCCAUGCAACAUAUUUCUAAUCAUCAAUAGGAACCUGCCGGAGGGCCAGUUCUUGCCAGCACAUGGAACACUGAAAACGAAACGACCUCCUUCCGAACAUUCAGCUUCAAGUCCUCGAGUCUUCCUUUUGGACAACCCAUUGAUUUCGCCUCAAUCAGUGGGCCAACCUACGUGACAGCUCAAACUCUCAUCCAACAAGUGGCAUAUUCUCUGUCCGACAAGAUAUUCUCCUACUCUCCCGAAUCCUUCGAUUUGGACAUUGCAGUAAAGAAUUGGUCAGCACAAAACAUCAAGAAUACCAAUGGCUACACUACCCAAGUUGCGCCUAUGCAAACGCGUUCAGGUGCCGGAUCGAUUGCACUCGGGUAUAUGUUUUCCAAGGAUUUUGAUCUCGCCAAGCGACACAUCCCCCAAUCGCUUUUAGCCUCUUCUUCCAGCCUGCAUCAUCUACGCGCUGCACUGGAUCAACUUGCACUACUUUAUUCGGUAGCCAAUCCCUUCAUUGCACAUGUUGCUGCAGUUGAUUAUGCCCCCGGCCCAUCUGGGAGGUUGGUUACCGAUUAUGCUACUGCCAUGACAACUGCCGAAGAAUUGGGCCUGGGUCUGGUUGCUAGCUCGUCAGCAUAUGAAAUCCAACACAUGGCAUUAUUCUCUACCGUGGUCGCUAGCGUGUUGCCAACUAUUCAUAUAUAUGAUGGGAUCAACGUCGGUCGUGACACCCUUCGUGUCAUUGACGUUUCUAGCCAGGCUGGGUUGAACUCUACAUAUAAAAGUGUUCUCAGUGUACUUCCCAAGGUUAGCAAGAAAGCUGAUGCCGAAACCAAGGUCACUCAAUUGCUCAAUGCAUUGAACAAUGAGCUUGGAACUGACUAUAAUUUGUUCGAAUAUUCUGGUCACGCUUCUGCCGAAACGGUAUUGGUUGUUUUUGGCAGCGUUGAAGCAUCCAUUGCCAAGCAAGUUGGUGAAAAACUGGCCAAUGUAGGCAAGAAAGUGGGUGUUGUCAACGUACGAGUUUACAGACCAUUUUCCGAAGAAUCAUUCCUGAACGCCUUGCCUGCUUCAGUUCAGAGUAUCCUUGUUCUUGGCCAAGUUUUGGACCAGACUGCUGUAUCUGACCAGUCCACCCACUCCAACCUCUAUGAGGAUGUAUUGGCUGCAACAACUUUCUCCGACAAGUUCACAACAAGCCCUUCUGUUGUUGACCGAAAAUAUGCUCGUGCAGAGCCAAUCACACCAGCUUUCAUCUCUUCAAUUCUUGACCAAUCAGCUGGCAAGGAAUCCGAGACUGAGCAGAUCCAACUUCUUAACGUUGAGAAAGUCAAACAAUACACUUUCUGGGACCUGGAGGAUUCGGCUGCUUCAACCGCUCCAUCAGCCGUUAGCAAAUUGCUUUCUGACGAUCCUACCAAUAAUGUUGUUGUCAACCAAACUCAUGAUAAUUUGAUUCAGGGCGGUAUUGUUCGAACUGACAUUCGCAGCUCCAAGCAAACCAUUGAAGCAUACUAUCCGAUCGAGUUUGCCGAUGUUGUGUAUAUUGGUGAUGAGAAACUUUUGAAAGAAGUUGCGAUCGGCAGCAAUGUUAAGACUAACGGAAAACUCAUCGUCAAGCUUCCAGGUGUCAAGGACGAGGACUUGGAGAAGAAACUCCCUUUGACUAUUCGAAAUGAUAUCAAGUUCAGAAACAUUCAAUUGAUUGUUCUUGAUACCACACUUUCCGCUGCGGUUGAGAAGGAUUCUGCAGUCGAGGCUCUCCUCAUUGAAGUCGCCUUUCUCAAGGUUGCUCUAACGGACUCAGUUGCAGCUGGACCACAAAAGCUCGCUCAAAUCAAUGGUGGAUUGGAAUUAUUGCAAGAAGUGGCCUCUGAUAUUGACAAGUCCCUUCGCCAAGUCGAAAUCCCAGGACAAUGGGGCGAGGUUGAUGUCGCUGCCGAAGUUUCUGAGCUCCCAAAAACCAUCAAAUCAACCAGCUUCACCGGUUUUGAGAAAGAGGAAAAGGAAGAACCAUCUCUUCUCCGUGAUUGGCAAUCGGCAGCAAAGGGUCUCGCAUUCAAAGAAGCUUAUGGUACCACAACUGCUCUCCGACCUGAUUUGACCGCCAAGACAUACGAAAUCACAGUCCAAGAGAACCGUCGUCUAACCCCGAUUACCUACGACCGUAACAUCUUCCACAUCGAAUUCGAUCUCGGGAACUCUGGUCUAACCUACAACAUCGGCGAAGCCCUAGGAAUCCACGCCGAAAACGAUGUUGAACAAGUCAUCCAGUUCAUGGAAUGGUACGGUCUCAACGGCCUCGAUGUUGUCGAGGUACCCUCUCGUGAAGACCCCUCGGUCCUCGAUACCCGCACCGUCUUUCAAUCACUGGUCCAAAAUAUCGACAUCUUUGGCAAACCACCAAAACGUUUCUACGAAUCCCUCGCGGAAUUCGCCACCGACGAGGCGGAAAAGAAAGAGCUCCUCACUCUUUCCAGUCCUGAGGGCGCAAAUGAAUUCAAACGUCGCGCAGAAGUGGACACCAUAACCUACGCCGACAUCCUCCUCGAAUUCCCCUCCGCGCACCCCUCAUUCCACGAUAUCGUACGCAUCGUCUCCCCCAUGAAGAGAAGAGAAUACUCCAUCGCCUCCUCCCAAAUGGUAAACCCCACCACCGUCGCCCUCAUGAUCGUAGUCGUCUCCUGGGUCGACCCCAAAGGACGCGACCGCUUCGGCCAAGCAACCAAAUACCUCGUCGACCUCCCCAUCGGCGCCAAAGUCACCGCAAGCGUCAAACCCUCCGUCAUGAAGCUCCCCACACUCGACACCUCCCCCCUCAUCAUGGCCGGUCUCGGCACGGGCCUUGCCCCCUUCCGCGCCUUCGUCCAGUACCGCGCCCUGCAAAAGAGCCAGGGCAUCCCCAUCGGUGCCAUCCUGCUGUACAUGGGCUCGCGACAUCAACGGGAGGAGUACCUCUACGGCGAGGAAUGGGAGGCCUACCGCGACGCGGGGGUCAUUACCCUCCUCGGCCGUGCGUUUUCGCGUGAUCAGAAGGAGAAGAUCUAUAUCCAGGAUCGGAUGCGUGAGACGAUGGGGGAUAUCGUCAAGAGUUAUGUGCAGGAUGGAGGGAGCUUCUAUCUUUGUGGCCCGACGUGGCCGGUGCCGGAUGUAACGCAGGUUCUUGAGGAGGCGGUUGUGGAGGAGGGGGUGAGGAGGGGAAAGAAGGUGGUGGGUGCUAAGGAGAUUGAGAGGUUGAAGGAGGAGGGACGGUAUGUUUUGGAGGUUUAUUAGGGGUAGGAGGAGUGUGGGGGGGUUAGAGAGAUGGGAGGGGAGUGAUGUAGAUAUGAGAUUUUAGUAGGGUGACAUCAAAU
Messenger RNA from Hymenoscyphus albidus, 3902 nucleotides. The record is from the annotation of a GenBank genome assembly. Lineage: Eukaryota; Fungi; Ascomycota; Leotiomycetes; Helotiales; Helotiaceae.